UGCGCAGACCACCGCACGCACACGUGCGCGAAAAGUGUGUAGUAUAGCUUACAAGUAGGUGGCUAGGAAUAUUAUAGCCGAGCGCGCGAACGAGAAAAGUAGAAUAAGAGUAAGUACUCGGGACGAGGGGUUACGUAAGACAGUAUACGAGCAGCUUCGUUGAGAUCGAAGCGCGCCGAGUCUACUACCGCGGGGAACCACGUGACACACAAGCGCGAAACUGGACUCGGACGCGCGGAGUAGUCGCGGCUGGCACUUCUCUCCGUAGUUCUCUGGUCAGUCGCAGAGUCAGCUGUGCGGUGCGCGCGAGGCGGCGAUGCGAACCGAGCUGAGCCACCAUCAGUCUCGAGAGACGACAGCCUCAGCACCGGAAUAAGUAGCAGCACAGCGGAUGACUCUUAUCUCGAUGGGCAUUGCGCAUCGGCUUCCCUGCAACCAGAACUGUUAGUUUCGCAGCGAUAAAUUAGACGCAUAGUCGCGGUUUUGGAAGCCACUUUAUUCCGCAGACAGUCAUCAUGAUUGUGGCGGUGUUCGAGAGCGCCCUCUGCAUUCCGAAGUUCUACUACGGCGCGCUCUUCGGUCUCGGAUUCUGCGUCUACUACCUCUUCGAGGUUGUCAAGGCUCCGCUGGUUGUUUGCGCUAAGGGUCCAUUCCGAGAUUUCUUAGAAGAAAACGUGCCAAUCUUGAAAUGUAAAUUCUGGCCAACGCUUUGGUGUUUCGAAUCACGAGCUCAAACUGUAAUUGCAAGUUUGCUGAGGUCAAGAAUAUGGCCUAACAUACAAUACCGCAGGGAAAUUUUAACUCUGGCUGACGGCGGGGAAGUGGCAUUGGACUGGGCGGAACAUAAUUGCUGCUCAACGUCGCCAAUCGUGAUAAUUCUGCCAGGCUUGACGGGGGCUAGUGAAGCGGAAUACAUAAAGUGCCUUGUGUGUGCAGCGAAAAAUGUCGGGAUCAAAUGCGUAAUAUUUAAUAACAGGGGAUUAGGUGGAAUAAAACUGAAGACGCCGAGAUUGUAUUGUGCUGCAAACUGCGAGGAUCUAGCAGAAGUUAUCGAGCACGUAAGGCGACUCCACCCGAACGUGCCCAUUGGAGCAACUGGAAUUUCAAUGGGAGGAUUAAUUCUCGGCAAUUACUUGGCUCAGCACGGAAAAUCUGCAGUUGGAAAACUGAAAGCAGGAUUUGCCAUUUCCUCUCCCUGGAAUGUAUUCGAGGCAACAAAAAGUAUCGAGAGACCUUACUUGAAUUUAAUGCUAAACAAACACCUGUGUGGCAAUCUUCGACGAAAUUUGGAACUUCACUUUACCGAGGAAAGAGAUCGAUUAAAUUUAGACUUGGAUACAGUAAUGAAGAGCACAACAGUCCGAGAGUUCGAUGAUUACUUUACAUCAAGACAUUUCGGCUAUAAGGAUGUGGAAGAUUACUAUGCCCAAGCAACUCUUCAUGAUAAAUUACACCGGAUAGAAGUACCCCUGCUUUGUCUUAGCGCAGCGGAUGAUCCAUUCCAGCCAUUAGAAGCCAUUCCCUUGAAAGAAGUCAGUGAAACAGAACACGUAGCGAUGAUAGUGACUUCUCGAGGAGGUCAUAUUGGCUUUCUUGAGGGUAUCUGGCCAGUCAAGGAAGAGCAGUACAUAGGAAAAAUCUUUUCGCAAUUCUUCUCUGCGGUCUUCUGGAAAGGCCAAGAGCAUCCGGCUUUUUAGUAAUUAGAUUGUACUUUGUUCGUGUAUUUUAUAAUUUGAUAACUGAUUUUUAAGACCACUGUUGAUAACAAAAUCAUAUAGGUUGUAAAAAUAUGUCAUGCGCAAUCUGUCUAAAAUAACAAGUUUUUAAAACUAAUUUUCAUUGAAUAUAUCAAACGAUUUCAUUAACGAAAGGAAAUUGGAAUUAUAAAUAUUGCACAAUAUAAUUAUAUUAGAAAAGUAACUUAAAUGGCUUAUCACAGCGGGUAGUUAGUUGUUUGGUUAUAAUUUUGUACUAUUUUUAUAUUCAUUUUUGUACACGCCUCUAAAUAUACCAAUUGUAUAGGUAACGAUUUUUUAAAAUAAAAUCCAAUUCUUUUAUAUAUAUUACGUAGGUUUUAAAAUCUGUUUCUUGUGAUACGGUACAUUGUUAAUGUUCCUUCCUGCUUAAGUAAAUUAAGUGCCUAAAAUGAAAUCAGAAAAUAUCGAAAUUAUUACAGCGUCCACGGCAUCUGAAGGUACAUGAAACAUUCCCUAAUAUUAUGCUCAAUAAAUUAUAAGCGAAUGACGCACGAUGUGCAUGAAUAUCUUAUUUGUUUGCUUAAAAUAAAAGAAUGCAUCAAAAUUUCAACAUAAUCAAAGUCGUAAAAAUAUAUUUAAAUUCUUUUAUAAAACAAGAAAAAUAAAGUAAUAAGCCUGUUCGUAGAACGCACGUCCAUGUGAAGACAAUGGAAGCAAUGAGAAGUCAAGUAUAAUAAGAAUUAUAAAUAAGAAUUUUAGUAAUGAUAGACUAUAAUUUUUAUGUAGUCCAUAUGCAUACAUUUAAAAAAGUUAAUUCCUAGAAUGUAAGCUUUGUAAUUGGACAAUAGAAGUGUUCAAUUAUUUUUUAAGUCAACUUAAGUAAACUUUUGAACUUUUAUUAUAAAGUAUAUAAGUAAACGUAAAUUGAAAUAUCAUACGUAUGGGUAUAGCUGCUUAACAGCUGAAACAAUCUUAAUUUACAAAAAUGCUUCCAAUUUAUAUAUCCAUAGAACAGUGUAACAUCAACAUUUUCUAGUCUACUUAAAAACAUAUUCUGAUUGAUUGUAACUAAAAUUGAAACACUAAACCGUCAUAACUAAUAAGCUGGCAAAUUUCUAAUUUGUAAUGCAUACAAUUUUAAUAAAUUUGUUAAAAAUA
Messenger RNA from Nasonia vitripennis (jewel wasp), 2855 nucleotides. RefSeq names its product phospholipase ABHD3. Gene Ontology annotation, molecular function: acetylesterase activity; monoacylglycerol lipase activity. The transcript has 7 exons. Gene Ontology annotation, biological process: medium-chain fatty acid catabolic process; medium-chain fatty acid biosynthetic process. Bases 516 to 1697 code for a protein of 393 amino acids. The record is from RefSeq and is a predicted model, not a curated record. Lineage: Eukaryota; Metazoa; Arthropoda; Insecta; Hymenoptera; Pteromalidae.